AUGUUUGAGAGUUAUGGUCACGAAAAAGCCCUUCAGAAGCUUCCAAUAAGCACACUCGAAAACGCCAUUCUUGCUAUCGAUGGUUUUUGGUAUAUCAAGAAAUAUCUUUCCAUUUCUAACGAGGAGCAAUUUUUAAAUGUUUCACUCACAAUAGACAUGCUCCUUAAAAACGUUAUAGAGCUAAAUAGAAAGACAUCAGUUCUCUGGAUAUGGGAUGGAAUAGAGUUUAGACAACCAGUCUCCAUUGAUUUAGGAUCGUUCUGUAGAGAUACCUCCGAUAAAAUAAUAUUUUCUAGGUUUAAUAAGAGAUUCUAUGAUCAGGAAUUGUAUGUUAGUGUCGUAACUGAAAAGCUUAGAAAACAUGGAAUUUCAGUCAUGAGAGCCCCGUAUUCGGCAGCUGCUCAAUGCGCAUAUUUUAUGAGAGGGCAUGUAAAAUAA
Vittaforma corneae ATCC 50505 is the source of this 438-nucleotide messenger RNA. RefSeq lists its product as uncharacterized. NCBI's taxonomy places the organism in Eukaryota, Fungi, Microsporidia, Nosematidae. The transcript has a single exon. The coding region runs from base 1 to 438 and encodes 145 amino acids. The record is from RefSeq and is a predicted model, not a curated record.